CUUACAAUCUCUGUUUCGUAAUUUGCUGAAUACACAAACCUUGUUUGUUUUUUUUUCUUUUGAAUUUAUAUAUAUAUAUAUAUAUUUCUUGGAAAUGGAGGCUUGGUGAGAAUGCAAAUUCUUUUACCCUCCCUAAAACAAACCUUCUUCUUUGUUUUUUUGUAUGAACAUGGACUUAGAUUCAUCUCCAUGGACAAAACCUCGGAAUAAACUAUGUCUCCAUCCUAAACCUACAACAAGACAAUACCUAUCUAUACAAACACUAUCUUCUCUGUCAAAACAAACAACAGCACAAACACAAAAACAUUCCUCAAACAUGGUUCCUUCUAUUUUUGUUCUGUUCCUCCUAUUUCUUUCUUUUAUCUCCCCUGUUUUCUCUCUACAACACCUUUCUGAAACUUCCGGCCACCGUUUCCCCGCUAACCAGACUUUCCGGCCGGCAAAGGAGUUGCUAAAGCUCAAGAGAGUCAAUGCUUUUCUCAGGAAGAUCAACAAGCCUGCAGUCAAGACUAUUCAGAGCCCAGAUGGAGAUAUUAUAGAUUGUGUUCAAUCUCAUCUUCAACCUGCUUUUGAGCAUCCUGAGCUUAGAGGACAGAAGCCAUUGGAUCCACCCGAGAGGCCAACUGGUCAUAAGAACUCAUCAGGAGCAGGAACAGACUACUUUCAGGUUUGGACAAAUUCAGGGGAAGCUUGCCCAGAAGGAACUGUUCCAAUUAGAAGAACUACAGAGAAAGAUCUGCUAAGAGCAAGCUCCAUUAGAAGAUUUGGAAGAAAAUUAAGGAGGGUUAGAAGAGAUACUUCAGGAGGUGGUCAUGAGCAUGCAGUUGUUUUUGUCAAUGGAGGUCAGUACUAUGGAGCAAAAGCAAGCCUGAAUGUCUGGACGCCUCGAGUCACCAAUCAAUACGAAUUUAGCUUGUCCCAACUUUGGAUAAUCUCUGGUUCAUUCGGUCAUGAUUUAAACACCAUUGAAGCUGGUUGGCAGGUUAGUCCAGAAUUAUAUGGAGAUGACUAUCCUAGAUUCUUCACAUACUGGACUACUGAUGCAUACCAAGCAACUGGAUGUUACAAUCUGCUCUGCUCUGGCUUUGUUCAAACCAAUAACAAGAUUGCCAUUGGAGCAGCAAUUUCUCCAAGGUCCUCCUAUGGUGGCAAGCAAUUUGACAUUGGUUUAAUGGUGUGGAAGGACCCGAAGCACGGACACUGGUGGCUGGAACUGGGAUCGGGAUUACUAGUCGGAUACUGGCCUGCAUUUUUGUUCAGCCAUUUGAGAAGCCAUGCAAGCAUGGUUCAAUUUGGAGGAGAAAUAGUAAACAGCAGAUCAUCUGGUGGGUAUCACACAUCAACCCAGAUGGGAAGUGGACAUUUUGCAGAAGAAGGAUUUGGAAGAGCUGCUUAUUUUAGAAAUUUACAGCAAGUUGAUUGGGAUAAUAACUUGCUUCCAUUAACAAAUCUUCAUCUCUUGGCCGAUCAUCCUAAUUGUUAUGAUAUCAGACAAGGAAGAAAUAAUGUUUGGGGAACUUAUUUUUAUUAUGGAGGUCCUGGAAGAAAUGUAAGGUGUGAAUGAACAAUUUUUAUUUUACUUUUA
Carica papaya (papaya) is the source of this 1585-nucleotide messenger RNA. Its product is annotated as NEP-interacting protein, putative (DUF239). The record is from RefSeq and is a predicted model, not a curated record. Lineage: Eukaryota; Viridiplantae; Streptophyta; Magnoliopsida; Brassicales; Caricaceae.